Monodelphis domestica (gray short-tailed opossum) is the source of this 2023-nucleotide messenger RNA. RefSeq names its product adiponectin, C1Q and collagen domain containing (gene ADIPOQ). NCBI's taxonomy places the organism in Eukaryota, Metazoa, Chordata, Mammalia, Didelphimorphia, Didelphidae. Gene Ontology annotation, molecular function: protein binding. The record is from RefSeq and is a predicted model, not a curated record.
GGUGAUCCCUUGUGCCACUCGUGUGAACCAAUGGGAAGGAAGUGUGAAAGGCAGGGGGAUGCGUCCCCUGGACGUCCCAAGUUGGCAGCCCCUUUCUCCUUUCCUCCACACAUCUGAACUGACCAGCCAAGAAGCCGGACAUGAAACAAACUAGUGGAUUCAUGAUGGUGCUAUGGACUAGUCCACUGCUGUGCAUGCUGCUGCUGGCUGUAUCGUGUCACAGCAAUCCCACUCACUCCACAGAGGAUUUGCAACCUUUGCCACCCAAAGAGGCUUGCGUCAACUGGAUGGGUGGUGCCCCAGGACACCCCGGCUACAAUGGGGCUCCAGGCCGAGAUGGGAGAGAUGGCAUCAAUGGUGAAAAGGGUGAGAAAGGAGAAACAGGUCUGCUGGGUCCCAAGGGUGAUGCUGGUGAAAUAGGUGUUCCAGGAGUUGAAGGUCCCAGGGGAUUUCCUGGACUUCCAGGGAAGAAAGGGGAACCAGGAGAGCCAGCUUUCAGGUACCGCUCAGCCUUCAGUGUGGGGCUGGCCAGCCGACCCCCGGCCCCCAACGUCCCUAUCAUCUUCACCAAGAUUUUCUACAAUGAACAGAACCACUACGAUGUCACAACUGGCAAGUUCCGCUGUAAUUUCCCAGGCUUGUACUAUUUCUCCUACCAACUCACAGUAUAUUUGAAGGAUGUGAAGGUCAGCCUCUUCAAGAAGGACAAGGCAGUCAUGUUUACCUUUGACCAAUUCAAGGAGCAAAAUGUUGACCAGGCCUCGGGCUCUGUACUCUUGCACCUGCAGGCUGGGGAGGAAGUCUGGCUCCAGGUGUACGGAGAUGGAGAGCAUAAUGGGCUCUAUGCCGAUAACGUUAAUGAUUCUGUGUUCAGUGGCUUCCUUCUCUACCAUGAUGCUGAUCAGUUUUGACCAUAGAGACCACUCAAGAGUCUAUCUUAAGACAAUCUAAACGUUCACCACUUUGAUCUCCAUUAUAUAGGAGUUUGGUUUUAUUUUCUAACUGGAGAUACUAAACAUUAUUUAAACAGUUAGUCAUUCCUUCAUUCAUUAAAUAUAUAUAUAUAUGUAUAUAUAUAUAUAUACAUAUAUAUAUAUAUAUUUGGAUUACGUGUAUUUGCUAGAUGCCCAGCCAAGUAUCUGGUGUUAUAGGAGAAACAAGCAAGGGAUGAGACAAUACCUGUAAGUCUCACGGGGAGCUUAUAGUGUAUUUGAGAUUUAAACACCUAAAGAGAUCACUAAAAAUACACGUGCCAAAUAAUCUGGAGAGAGGCAGAGAAAGGUAUUCAUGGCUUCUUUGAGACCUGUAAUAGGAAAUGUUUUUUUCUUCUUCACAAUGGGAAUAUCUGAACAAGUGCCAUUAUGAAUGAUGCCCUUCUCUUUCCCCUUCAGAAAAGGUAGUUUCAUCCCCUGGCCUUGAUUCUCCCAUGGGAUUGAAAACAAUUUUAAGAGAGUUGGCCUCUUUCCACAUUUUUUUAAACUCUUUUCUUCCAUAUGUAUCCAAGAAGAGAGGUAAAGGUGAUGUGAAGGGGGUGAAGUGACUUGCCCAAGGUUACAACAUAGCUAGGAAGUGUCUAAGGCCAAAUUUGAAUACAGGACCUCCCAUCUCCAGACCUGGUUCUCUAUUCACUGAGUCCUCUAGCUGCAUUAUCAUCUUCUAUUCAUAUCCACACCUACCAAAUUUCCCAGAGGCAGAAUUUCCUCCACAAGAUAAUGGAUUGAGAGCUAAAAAGGUCUUGGAGACAACAAGUCUGAUCGCUUUAUUUUACAAAGGAGGAAACAGAGACUCAAUUUUCUAGAUUAAUUCUUUUCUAAAGUUUUCACUAAAGUAGAAGUUGCUAGUGUUCUAUAAAUUUAUAAAAAUGGAUGAUGAUUUUUGCUCACAUUUUGAAUUCUGGAUAAUUGCCAAGUAUACACUUAUAAUGAUAAAACUGCAGCUUUAUCUAUUCUUUGCCUUUAAAAAUAUUUGAUGUUCUCAUUUCUAUAAUGAAACUACCUGGUAUAAAUAAAAGCUUUGAACAUUG